This is a messenger RNA of Mya arenaria, 2259 nucleotides long. RefSeq lists its product as uncharacterized. The transcript has 5 exons. Bases 139 to 1206 code for a protein of 355 amino acids. NCBI's taxonomy places the organism in Eukaryota, Metazoa, Mollusca, Bivalvia, Myida, Myidae. The record is from RefSeq and is a predicted model, not a curated record.
UGCAGUGAAAUUAAAUUAGCAGAAAUCUGCAGAAACACAGGCCCAGACACGGAUUCGUAAUAUAAAGAUUUUGUGGAAUAAUACAGACGGAAUCUUUUUGAUCAUGGUGCUACUGGCUACUGCUUGGAAAUAUAAAUUAUGGAUUUAUUAGUUAAAAUAUUAAAUAUAUGUUUCUGCGUGUCAAUAUUUGUGCAAGAAGUGUUAACGGUUCAAUGUAACUCGACCAAAGGAACUACAGACUUGUUCAAUGCAAAAAUCCGCUCGUGCAAUCCAUCGGAGAUCGAUGACGGGAUUCACGUGAAUGUCACGUGCCCCAACGAGCACGUGAUCGCGGAUCUGGAAGUGACUUCCGGUAUUUUCAAUGACAAAUGCACGGGAAAAACGAAAGACUUAAUAGUUGCAGUUAACAACUGUUAUUGGAACAAUUCAUGUUCUCUGGCACUCCCAAAGACGAAAAUGAUCACGUGCGAAUCGGAAGCAGACACGUGUCUGUGUUUCAUGCAGAACCCGGAUUUUCUGGUUGUGACACGCGCUAAAUGCGUUAAACAGAGUUACAUUAAAGACUUUCGUUGCCGUGGUCCAAAACCCCGGCCUUCGAAGAAAGAAGGCCUCCUACGAAGCACGCGGCGUCUGAAGAAAGGGGGCCUCCGACGAAGCAAGCGGCGUCUGAAGAAAGAGGGCCUCCGACGAAGCAAGCGGCGUCCGAAGAAACCGAAAGAAACCCUGCAGAAAGUGGGCCUCCUCCGAAGUCAUGAGACCUUCCCCUGGUUUUACCGGAAGUCGAAUAGCAUCCUGCGGUGCAAACAGCGCAUGCGCAGAGAAAACAACCUCGUUCUAGAUUGGAAGGUGAACGAUAUAUGUGAAAUCGACGGACUCAAUGUGAAAACUGGAAAAGUGAGAACGGAAAUUUUUGACAGCAACCAAUCUGUGAUAACGAAGGGCAAGAAAACAAUUGGUAUUACGUUUAGAAGAAGUCAGAAGGAUGACGUCGAUUCUGGGUGCGGAGGCUUCCUCAUGUGCUAUAUAGAUAUAAAGCAGAACGUAUCGGGCUACGUCAAUCGAACAAAAUGGGCGUGUGAUGACAUCAUGGAUAAGAACGCGACGAUCGAGAUAUCGACACGAGACGGGGAUAAGCGGGUGAGGUACAGCCAGAUCUGCCCGAGUGACGUAGCGACCAUCGACUGCUGCCCACAGUUAUGUGAAUGACGUCAAUGAAGUGUUCUUCCGUUUGACGUUCAUCUAUAGUGCUUUGUGAUAUAAACUUGAUACUGCUUGGUCUUCGAGCAAUUCUGAUUAAAUUUAUGUAUGUAACUGCAACUGCAAAUCCGAAUGACUGGUUGUACAUUAAAGGGACUAGACACCAGAUGAUUCCACCACAAGAAAAAAAGCAAAUAGUAAAAAACAACAACUUGAUAUCGUUGUGUACAAUGCACUGAAUCUUACUUACUGACGUAUCACAUCGCUUAUGACACAUGUAUCUUUCAAAGUUUUUGCGUAUUUUUCCACUGCGGAAUUUACUGGGUCUGUCUACGACGUAAAUACCAAGGAAUUUGAAAAACUAUUGCGGUAUAUUUAUUUGUACUAAUCACGUGACUUUCACAUGCUAACUAUACGCGCUCUAAACUGAAAAACCAUUUUUUGCUAUUUUUUAAACGUAUUGAAGCUGCGCUCUCACAGAUUGAACGUUUUGACAACUUUUUUUCUUCUUGGAACGAGUCAUUGUAUAUGAAAAUCCAAGGAAACAAGUUAAAUACGACAGCUGACAAAAAGUAGAUCGUAGAUUUUUAUAUUUAAAUUCAAAAAUUGAUAUUUUAUGCAUUUUUCUUAAACCGUUAGUAUCGGUUUAAGCCAUAAAACAUUAAUGUUCGUAAGGAAAUAUGAACAUCUGCAAUCUGAUCUAUUGUCAGCUGUCUCAUAUCAUUGGCUUGCAGAUAUUUACGCAAAAAAUUGCUCUAUCCAAAACAAAAAAAGUUGUAAAAAUGGUAUAUCUGUGAGAGUGCAGCUUUAAGACAGCGACAAAAUACUAUUUUAAAUCAUGUAAAAUGAUUUAUUAUCGGCACCAUUCAAGCUCAUAAUGACAUUACUAGGCUUAUUUUGUGGAAAUACGGUAUUUGCCGAUUUCGGGACAAUCUGGUGUCAAGCCCCUUUAAAAAUAAAAACAUGGGCUUUUUGGGAAAGGUAAUAACCUUGGCUCAUGCAUGGAUAUGGGGUUAUUCUUUACAGUUGCCUGUUAUUUGGUAAUAUAUUCAGAAAGUUGAA